AGCUCGGCGAAAUGCGGGCUUGCCAAUGACAACAUUCCUGGCCGCACAGAUGAGAAUGGAAAACACUCGAAGCAAAACAUCGAUAGAUGUCUCUGUUUCUGCUAAAUUCUCGUGGCAAACGGGCACGAUGGGGAACAUAUUGAUUUGUCACCAACCUCUGCUCGGAAUGACUAUAAAUAAGACCAUGGACCGUCAGGAUGAGCGAAUCUCAGUCCAGAUCAACAGCACCAUAUCUCCUCCCCAAUUGCAGUCAUGAUCGCCGCUUCCUAUUUACUGUUAGCAUUGUCGGCUACUAGCUGGGCACUGCCUUCGCCUGCCGCAGCAGCCUGUCGAGACAUCAACAUCCCAGUCACCGUGGCCGCACCGCGUUUCCUCAUCAACACCACAAUCGACAACGACUGGGAUGCAGCGGCAUUGAUAUUCAACCUCACCCGACGCGACUCGGAUACAUCGGCGGAUCCGCUUCCAAUUGCCGGUUCCACGUCCACCGCCGUGGAGGGCAACUAUACCGUCGGAGCCACGCUUUGCGGAACCGGAGAGACCAUCCUAGUGCUCACGCACGGCAUCAUCGAAUCAAAAUUAUACUGGGACCCCACCUUCCCCAACGCAGAGAACUACAGCUUCGUCGACGCGGCCGUCGCAGCCGGGUACUCCGUGUUGAACUACGACCGAAUCGGCGUCGGCUCCUCAUCCAAAAUCAACGCACUCUACGACGCCCAAUUCCAAGUCGAGACCGCCGUCCUAAACACCCUGGUCUCCUACGCCCGCUCCCUGCCCCACACCACCAAAGUCGCGCUCAUCGGCCACAGCUACGGCGCCUACCUCUCUGCCGCAUCCGCCAGCCAAACCGCCGUCGACGCCCUCGUCCUCACCGGCUUCAGCGGCACAUUCGACUACUUCGGGCCCUUCCUCGCGGGCUCCAGCCUGCGUGUAGCCAAAACCCAGGACCCCACUCGCUGGGGAUCCCUGGACCCGGCCUACCUGAUCUCCGCGGACCAGUACGCUGAAGCAUACAUCUACUUCGCCGAGCCGUACUUCGAACAGUCUGUGGCUAGAUGGGCAUACGAAGUCUCAAGCGAGCCGUUCGCCGUCGGCGAGCUCCCGUCGUUGAUGGCCACGACGAUCGAUUUCUCGAACAUCACAGCCCCUGUUUAUAUCCUCCAGGGCCAGUUCGAUUUAUCGGCUUGUGGAGGGAAUUGUGUCGGGUUGAUCAAUGCUACUGCGGACACGUUUAAUGGUUCCGAGGUCGUGGAGUGGGUGGAUGAUUUGCCGGCUGGGCAUAGUCUUAAUCUGCAUCGGGUGGCUCCGACGGCGUUUCAGAUGGUUUUUGAGUUUCUUGGUAGACAGGGAGUUUAGCGUGGUAGUUAGUAUAAGAGUAACUCGUUAUGCAUAAUGUAUUAU
Aspergillus heteromorphus CBS 117.55 is the source of this 1401-nucleotide messenger RNA. RefSeq names its product alpha/beta hydrolase. NCBI's taxonomy places the organism in Eukaryota, Fungi, Ascomycota, Eurotiomycetes, Eurotiales, Aspergillaceae. The coding region runs from base 253 to 1356 and encodes 367 amino acids. The transcript is spliced from 4 exons. The record is from RefSeq and is a predicted model, not a curated record.